This is a messenger RNA of Moneuplotes crassus, 2322 nucleotides long. Lineage: Eukaryota; Ciliophora; Spirotrichea; Euplotida; Euplotidae. The record is from the annotation of a GenBank genome assembly.
AUGGACGACGAUUUAUCGCUAAAUAUAGUGUCUACCCCUGCUGUAACCAGGCCAAGUAAGUCAGACCAAGGAGACGCACAGAAGAAGCCUAAAAGAGACAAAUCACGGUUUAAGAAAGGAAUUGCAAAGAAGCGCCAGAGAGAAAGAGGAUCCAGAAAUUCAGGAAGAACCUUGAAAGAGCAGAGGGUUGAUAAUUAUCAAGGGCCUAGCUUUGCUCAGGACGAAUUUGACGCUCCAGAUCCAGUCCCAUCACAAUGUUCCACAUCUAGGCCAACCAAAGAGGAGACCAAGAUCAGGGAUCAGAUCCAAGACAACCAGAAGAGCAUUGAGAAUGAAGAAUUUGUGGAGACUUCUAAGAAAAGAGUUUUCAAGGAAAACGAGAAGAAAGGACACUUCAAAAAGAAGAAAUUUGAAGACCUUACUAAAAUGAACCUCGACUGGAAAGACUCAGGGGCAGAAACCAAAGAGACUCCUUCAGAGCUGAUUAAGAGAGAUGUUAUUUCAGCAGAAAACUUUGAAGAACUACCUUUGGAAGAUAGACUUAAGAAAAUUUUAGAGAAUAAUGGGUACAAUAAAAUGACCAAGAUCCAGAAGUCAGCUAUCCCAGUGGUUUUACAGAAUAAUAACGUUCUAAUCAAAGCAGAGACUGGAUCUGGUAAGACACUUGCGUACUCAGUUCCAUUGGUGCAGCACUUGGUCGAGCUCUCUGAGACACAAGAGAAGAUUUCGAGGGAGCAUGGUACAUAUGCGAUAAUAUUCUCACCUACAAGGGAGUUGUGCCUCCAGAUAGAGAAUACUUUGAAGAAGUUGCUCAACCCAUUCUUCCAUUUCAUAAAUCCUGGGUGCCUUAUGGGUGGAGAGAAACCUAAGAAGGAAAAAUCAAGAAUUAGAAAAGGAAUUAACAUACUGAUAUGCACACCCGGAAGGCUUGUAUAUCACCUCAAUAAUACCAAAUCUCUCAACUUCAGCAGGCUUAGAUAUCUGAUAUUUGAUGAGUCUGAUAGAAUCCUUGAUAUGGGAUUUGAGAAGGAAAUGAUCCAGUGUUUGAAAGGAAUCAAGAGAAAAGCUCCUCAGAUCUUCACUAGAGGGGAUGAGAAUAACCUCCUCACAACUCCUCAGUGUAAAGUUAAUCUAGUCUCAGCAACUCUUGGUAAAAAGGUCAAUAAUCUCUCAACAAGGUUGAUGGAAGGCGAGGUCAGAGUUGGAUUUGAGGCCCAAGAGGACGAGAAGGAGAGUAGAGAUGAGGAGAAUAUCAUAGAUUUGAGGAAUACCAUUCCAGAUAGCAUCCAACAGCAUUACCUCUCUGUGCCAGAUAACAAGUUCAAGUGGCUAUACCUCCUUGCUUUCUUGAAUUAUCACCAAGAUUCGAAGAUCAUUGUUUUUCUAUCUACUUGUGACUGCGUUGAUUACUUCGUUCAACUGCUGAAGAAGCUGAACUGGCUGAACCUGUUGAAAGACCGGAAAGGUCAAGAAGAAAACACUGAUGAAUCCAUUUUAUUCGAGAACCAGGUGUUUUCACUCCAUGGAAAAAUGAAACAUACUGAGAGAAAGAUUGCUUUUAGCAAAUUCGAUAAGCUGGAGAAUGGAAUCCUGAUUAGCACAGAUGUUGCCUCGAGAGGGCUUGACUUCAAAGGUGUCAAAUGGGUAGUCCAAUUCGAUGUUCAUCCUUCCUUGAAAGAAUACGCUAACAGAAUUGGUAGAACAGCACGUCUGAAUGAGAAUGGAAGCAGUCUGAUCCUCAUCAACCAAGAUACAGAUAUGGCUUAUAUAGACUGAUUAACAAAUUACGGAGCAAAGAUUUCAGAAAUGAAUCGUUUCAAGCUUCUCCAGGAGUUCACAAUCUUCGCACAGAAGAAGUAUAAUGCUGAGAAUAAGGGUACAAGAGUGUUCACAGCUGAUAUGAAGGAGGUAGAGGAUGAAAAGUACGAAAUCCUUCUGUUCCUAAAGUUGCUCAUUCGUGAUACUUUGAAAGAGUACCCAGACCUUGAUAAACAAGAAAGAAAGUCCUACAGCUCAGGCAACCAAGCAAGGUAUGGAUUCGGCAUCCAAUUGAGAAAACUUUACAAAAAGUGCGAGAUUGAGUUUGUAGAGAAGGUCAAAUUAGUCUCCAGGAAGACCAAAGCUGACAUCGUGAAAGUUGAAUUGCAAAAGAAAGAGAACUCUAAAUUCGCCAAGGAUACUAAAUUCAAAAAUUAUGCUAAGCAAGUCAAGGUUAGCGGCAGAGAUAAGAGAGAGAAAGAGUUGAUGCAGCUUAAAUAUGAUAGAAUGAAUAGUGGUGCCAUGCGAAAAUAUCACAAUGAAGGAAAUCUGGAAUUUAUGUAA